AUGCUUGUUAGAGUACACUCUCUUUCUCUCCUCGCAGCAUUUUUGGCCUGUGGCGACCUAGCAGCGGCUAUCCCCCUCGAGUCAACGCCUGCUCUCAACACCCGAGACCUGCCCCGCCCGCGCUUCGGAAAUGUCCCAUACGGCGUUGAUAUCACUCGUUGCACAGUCAAUGGCAAACUCGCCCUCAGCUUCGACGAUGGUCCCGGAGAAUACACAAGCCAGGUUCUUGACACGUUGGAGAAGAACGGCAACAUUAAGGCAACAUUCUUCCUCGUUGGCACGAACGGGAACAACGGCAUCGCCAGUGGAACUUACACCUCCGUCCUGAAGCGGAUGUUGAGCGCUGGCCACCAGCUCGGUAGUCACUCAUGGAGUCACAAGGACUUCAACACAAUUUCUAAGGACCAACAAAUCCAAGAGGUUCUCCAGAACGAGGAAGUCUUUGCCAAGACCCUCGGCCUCAUUCCCACCUACUUCCGCCCUCCUUAUACUCAUUGCGAUGGCCAGUGUAUAUCUACACUCAACGACUUCGCGUACCACGUUACCGAUUACAACCUUGACACCAAGGACUGGGUAGACAAUGGUGUCAACUCGAAGGCUACCUUCUCAGGUGCCAUCAAUGGCGCCAGCCCCGCUAGUUCCUCCUUCAUCAGCUUGGCCCACGAUAUCCACACAUUCACCGUCAACGGCUUCGUCCAGUUCAUGAUUGACACGGCGAGGGAGAAGGGCUUCGAGUUCACGACUAUUGGUGACUGCCUCGGCGACCCGGCCUCGAACUGGUACCGCGACCCUAAGACUGGCGAGCCGUGGAGCGGAGUCAAGGAAGAGCCCAAGCCCACUACGACCAGCAAGGAGAUAAUCAUUCCCACCACGACGUCGACUCCUAUCUCUAGCACGACGUCCCCUCCGGAGACCAAGACGCUCACGACAAAGUCUGAGUCGGAGACCGCCAAGCACUCCAUCACCGUCAAGAGCGCUUCCGAGACUGAGGAACCAGAGAUUGAGACUGCUACGCCUACUGCCACUGGCACCGGCGUCAAGCCUUCUACUGCGUCUAGAACCGUUGACGGUGGUGCCCACAUUGGCAUUCCGGUGACUCCUACCGGCACGACCGCUGCUGUGAGACCUACCAGCACCAAUACUGUCGUUGAGGUCAACGCCGCUGGCCGUGCUGUCUUCUCUGCCGGUGGUGCCAUCGCCGGUGCGAUUGCUUGGGCCUUGAUGGUUUGA
Colletotrichum paranaense is the source of this 1230-nucleotide messenger RNA. Its product is annotated as chitin deacetylase. Bases 1 to 1230 code for a protein of 409 amino acids. Gene Ontology annotation, biological process: carbohydrate metabolic process. Gene Ontology annotation, molecular function: hydrolase activity, acting on carbon-nitrogen (but not peptide) bonds. Lineage: Eukaryota; Fungi; Ascomycota; Sordariomycetes; Glomerellales; Glomerellaceae. The record is from RefSeq and is a predicted model, not a curated record. The transcript has 2 exons.